This is a messenger RNA of Saprolegnia parasitica CBS 223.65, 1785 nucleotides long. RefSeq lists its product as hypothetical. The record is from RefSeq and is a predicted model, not a curated record. Lineage: Eukaryota; Oomycota; Saprolegniomycetes; Saprolegniales; Saprolegniaceae. Gene Ontology annotation, biological process: magnesium ion transport. The coding region runs from base 82 to 1722 and encodes 546 amino acids. Gene Ontology annotation, molecular function: magnesium ion transmembrane transporter activity. Gene Ontology annotation, cellular component: membrane. The transcript is spliced from 2 exons.
ACCACAAGGGUCAGGCAGUCAUUUGUCACCGGGUGAUUGAGGUCAAGCGCCCGCCCGACCCGUCGCCGCCCGUCGCUCAUCAUGGUCGCUGCUUGGAAGAGGCUGCUCCUCGCCGGCGCCGCCAUCGUCGCGGCCUACGAAUGCCCCAACUCGUGCGGGACGCCAUCAGGCCUCGGCUUUUGCCAGUACAUUGACUUUCCCACUUGCCGCCUCCAAGAGUCCUGGGACGACCAAGACGUCCUCGCCGCCAAGGCCUUCAUGGCGCUCGUCGCGCCGGCCGCCAACUCGACGUACCUCGACGAAGACGGUCAUUUCGCCGGUUUUGACAACGUGAUCGCGACCAAGCACGAGUUUUUGCUCAACACGACGCACGAGUGCCACGUGCUUCUGCGACGCAUUCAGUGUGGCCUGCACUUUCCCAUCUGCGAGAUUGGCAGCGAGUUUAGCCGGAUGUGCUUCAAGUCGUGCCGCGACACGGUCAAGCUCAAGUGCCCGGAGCUCACGGGCAUCUGCAACGACGAAGACCCGGCGCUCUUCGAGUCCGACAACAAGUGCUUCCAAGUGAGCUACAGCGGGCCCGCCGUCGGCAUGUGGAUCGCCGGCUUUUCGAUCUCGCUCGUCUUUUCAAUUCUCAACUCGGUCGGCAUCAACCUCCAAAAGUACUCGCUCACACAGAACGAGAAGCUCGGGUCGCAGAAAGGGUCGUUCCAGCAGCCCAUGUGGGUGCUCGGCCUCGUCUUCGUGUGCCUCGGCUCGAUCCUGGACUUUGUGGCCUUUGGCAUGGCGCCCCAGACGCUCCUCGCGCCGCUCGCUGCGCUCUCGCUCGUGUGGAACAUGCUCAUCGCGCCCUUCUUCCACAAGGAAAAGGUCACGCGGCGCAACCUCGUCGCCACGUGCAUCAUCUUUUUUGGCGUGACGCUCACGGUCAUCUUUGCCGGCCACUCGACGCCCGCGUACGACCUCGAGGACCUCAUCAAGCUCUACCAGACGCCGGUCAUGUACUUUUACAUUGUGAGCAUCCUCCUCUUCCUCAUUACGCUCUUCGCGUCGACGCGGUACAUUGAGACCAACCACUUGUACGAAGACGGCCUCUUCCACAUCGUGUGCUACGGCGGCAUCGCCGGGACCUUUGGCGGCCAAUCGGUGCUUCUCGCCAAGUCGACGGUCGAGCUCCUCAAGUCGGCAAUCUGGGGCGAUGGCGCCGAUGCGUUCAAGCACCCGGCCACGUAUGCGAUCAUCUCGGGCCUCGUCGUCUGCCUCCUCUGCCAGAUUACCUUUCUCAACGGCGGUCUCAAGCGGUUCGACGCGCUUGUCGUCAUCCCGGUCUACCAAAGCUUUUGGAUCCUCACGAGCGUGCUCGGUGGCAUCAUGUACUUUGAAGAGUACAUUUCGAUGACGCAGACCGAGAUGGUCAUGUUCACCAUGGGCGGCGUCGUGACGAUUUCAGGGAUUAUCUACCUCCUCCAAGACACGCAGAGUUCCGGCGCGCCCAGCGGCAAGUACCUCGAACUCGCCCACGCCGCGACACCCUCCGAUGCAUGGAACGCCGACGACUCGGACGAAGAGGUGCACCAGCAGCAGCUCGACGACGACCUCGAGGACCCGCAUGGAUCGCCGACGAACCGCCAGACCCAAGUGUCGCCAACCGACGGUCUCUUCAACGACGGCGAUGCGACCAAGAAGAUCAAGCCCGUGACCAGUCCUCGAAGCGAGUUCAUUUGAGCGCGCGCCACCGAUCCUAGUCGGUCUACAGCUCGUCGUAUAAUAUAUCUUUCUACAUCACGA